Molecule: messenger RNA, 873 nt
Organism: Halteromyces radiatus
Lineage: Eukaryota; Fungi; Mucoromycota; Mucoromycetes; Mucorales; Cunninghamellaceae
Exons: 2
Coding region: 8-559 (183 amino acids)
Source: RefSeq, a predicted model, not a curated record
CAACAAUAUGGCAUUUAAUCGACAAAGUGGGAAUGAUCAAACUUUUCAUACCACUAUGCAUCCAACUAGUAGUUUGAAUCCUUCCAGUAUGCAUGCCUCCUUGUUUCAAAACAAUAUGGGUUUAUCUUGGCCACCAGCUUUGAAUCCUUCUAUGGAUCUUCAUUCUGUUACAUCACCUACUUCUCCAGAUGGUAGUUCUUUAUCUUCUUUACCUGUGGCUUCACCAAAACCUCAUGAUAAUAAAAACAACAAUGAAAAUAAUAAUACAACACCGCCUGUCGAUUUAUCCAAACCUUAUCAUUCUGAAUGGGGUGUUAUGAAAGAACAAGACUUUCAUCCUUUGACUUUGAAACAUCAACGAGAUUUGGAAAAUAUAUAUAAUACAAAUAAUCCUAUUGCUGAUUUUUACUUUUGGCAAGCUAAUCUUGGAGGAUAUUGUAUGGCGGAUAUGAUUCAAAAUAUUGUGGUAUCUUCUGAAGGUGCUUUUCCUUUAAUUCGACGCAUUGUGGAAGGUGCUCCUCAUCCUGGUCGAAGAAAGAAGAAACGAGUUCAAGCAUGAAUGGAGGAAGGAUAAAAAAUCAAGAUAGGAAAUGAACGGACUGGUACCAUUUAUUUCUUUUUAUUCUUUGUCUUUUACAUAGUAUAGAUUUUCCUCUACCAUCUUUUAUUAAUACAUACAACCUCCUUACUCUUACUCUCUCUUUUUUUUAGUGUAUCAUAUAUGAUUUUACUUUCUCCUUUCCUUUAUAUUGCAUUUAGUAGUAGUAGGUCUUAUACAUAUUUAUCUUUUCCUUUAUUUAGCCCAUUAUCUUCCCGUCCUUUUAUUUUAUUUUUAUCAUACACAAACAUAUACAAACUUUUAAAUAAUAAAAA